AUUAUAGCACCUAUAGCCAAGCUGCAGCUCAGCAGGGCUACAGCGCGUACGCACCUCAGCCAGCUCAAGGCUACGCACAGAGCACCCAGACAUAUGGGCAGCAGAGCUAUGGAACCUAUGGACAACCCACGGACGUCAGCUACUCCCAGCCCCAGACGACCGCAACAUACGGGCAGACGGCCUACGCCACGUCCUACGGGCAGCCCCCCGCCGUGGAAGGGACCAGGACAGGUUACAGCACCCCGACUGCCCCCCCAGCGUACAGCCAGCCCGUGCAGGGAUACGGCACAGCCCCCUAUGACACCAACACCGCGACGGUUACCACCACCCAGGCGUCCUACGCAGCACCCUCUGCCUACGGCACCCAGCCCGCGUACCCGGCCUACGGGCAGCAGCCACCAGCAGCUGCUCCCACAAGACCCCAGGAUGGCAGCAAACCAGCAGACACCAGCCAAGCACCAUCAAGUACAACCGGCUACAGCCAGCCCAGCCUGGGGUACGGGCAGAGCAACUACAGCUACCCCCAGGUGCCUGCCAGCUACCCCAUGCAGCCGGUCACCGCGCCGCCCUCCUACCCCCCUACCAGCUAUUCCUCCACACAGCCGAGCAGUUACGAUCAGAGCACUUACUCCCAGCAGAGCACCUAUGGGCAGCAGAGCACCUAUGGACAACAGACAAGCUAUGGCCAGCAAAGCAGCUAUGGGCAGCAGCCCCCACCGACCCGUUACCCCCCCCCAAGCGGGUCCUACAGCCAGGCCCCCAGCCAGUACAGCCAGCAGAGCAGCAGUUAUGGCCAACAGAGCUCAUUCCGUCAGGACCACCAGAGCAGCAUGAGUGUCUAUGGACAGGAUUCCGGAGGCUUUUCAGGCUCGGGAGAGAACCGGAAUCUGAGCGGCCCCGACGGCCGGGGCAGGGGACGAGGGGGAUAUGAGCGAGGAGGCAUGAGCAGAGGUGGGCGGGGAGGAGGACGCGGUGGAAUGGGCGCUGGAGAGCGAGGUGGCUUCAAUAAGCCUGGUGGACACAUGGAAGAAGGACCGGACCUUGAUUUAGGCCCCCCCAUGGAUCCAGAUGAGGACUCGGACAACAGUUCUGUGUAUGUGCAGGGACUCAAUGAUAACGUGACCCUGGAGGAUCUGACAGACUUCUUCAAGCAGUGUGGUGUUGUCAAGGUGAACAAGAGGACUGGGCAGCCCAUGAUACACCUCUACAUGGACAAGGAAACGGGCAAACCAAAAGGAGACGCCACCAUAUCUUAUGAUGACCCGUCCACUGCCAAGACAGCUGUGGAGUGGUUUGAUGGGAAGGAUUUCCAGGGCAGCAAGCUCAAAGUCACGCUGGCGCGGAAGAAGGGCCCGAUGAACAGCCUGCGGGGCGGGAUGCCGCCCCGGGAGCAGCGUGGAAUGCCGCCCCCACUGCGCGGAGGUCCAGGGGGGCCGAGCGGCCCCAUGGGGCGGAUGGGAGGCCGAGGUGGAGACCGGGGCGGCUUCUCCUCCAGAGGACCCCGAGGAUCGAGGGGGAACCCGUCCGGAGGGAGCGUCCAGCACCGUGCUGGCGACUGGCAGUGUCCCAACCCGGGCUGCGGGAACCAGAACUUCGCCUGGCGAACAGAGUGCAACCAGUGCAAGGCUCCCAAGCCUGAGGGCUUCCUGCCACCACCAUUCCCACCUCCAG
Nestor notabilis (Kea) is the source of this 1671-nucleotide messenger RNA. RefSeq names its product EWS RNA-binding protein 1 (gene EWSR1). Lineage: Eukaryota; Metazoa; Chordata; Aves; Psittaciformes; Psittacidae. Gene Ontology annotation, biological process: regulation of DNA-templated transcription. Gene Ontology annotation, cellular component: nucleus. The record is from RefSeq and is a predicted model, not a curated record. Gene Ontology annotation, molecular function: transcription coregulator activity; RNA binding. The transcript is spliced from 15 exons. The annotation marks the transcript as partial.